Lolium rigidum is the source of this 713-nucleotide messenger RNA. RefSeq names its product BON1-associated protein 2-like. The record is from RefSeq and is a predicted model, not a curated record. The transcript has a single exon. NCBI's taxonomy places the organism in Eukaryota, Viridiplantae, Streptophyta, Magnoliopsida, Poales, Poaceae. Bases 1 to 651 code for a protein of 216 amino acids.
AUGUCGUCGUCCUGGUUCACCUCGUUCUCCAAGAACGGCGCCGGGGAAGAAGAAGAGCUAGGAGGCUUGGCGCUGGAGGUGACCGUGCUGUCAGCGGAGUCGCUCCGCCUGCCCCCGUCCUACUCGCCGCUGCCACGCCGGCUGCGGCCCUACGUGGCGGUAUCGACGUCCGCCGACUGCUCCAGCACGGACGUGGCAUCGUGCUCGUCCGGGGGUGGCCAGCACUCGUGGGACGGCGACGCGCGCCUCGUGGUGCCCGUGGGCGCGGGGUUCCUGGAGGGCCGCGACGACGUGCGCGUGGCGCUGUUCUCGGAGUCGGGCUGCGCGCGGCGGCUCGUGGCCGGGGGCGACACGCCGCUGGGCUGGUGCCGCGUCCCGGCCGCCGACGUCCUCGACGGCCUCCGCCCGCCCCGCGCGCUGCGCAGGCUCAGCUACUCGCUCCGCUGCCCCCGCAACUACGGGGCCGGGCACGGGGUCGUCCACCUCGCCGUGCGCGUCAUCGGGGACGUCGAGGUCGUCCGCGCAGCCCCGCCCGCGCAGCCGGGGUGGUGCCGUGUGGCCAUGGGCAUACCGGUGUCAGGCCCCUCUGCCGCCGCCGCGGCCGUGGUCGGCACUCCGUCGCCGUGGUCGUGGAGCGAGACGUCGCGGUGAGGAGGCGGCGGCGGCGGCGACAGCGAACAACUAGCGCGGCCGCGGAAAAGCGGUAGAAUUUG